Messenger RNA from Batrachochytrium dendrobatidis JAM81, 1195 nucleotides. RefSeq lists its product as uncharacterized. The coding region runs from base 11 to 1171 and encodes 386 amino acids. The transcript is spliced from 3 exons. NCBI's taxonomy places the organism in Eukaryota, Fungi, Chytridiomycota, Chytridiomycetes, Rhizophydiales. The record is from RefSeq and is a predicted model, not a curated record.
UAAUAAUCAAAUGGCUUUUGGGAAAACUGCAAACAAGAAUGCUCGAGCUGCUGACUCUGACUCUGAGGAUGAGUUGAUCGAGAACGAGCUCAACCCAACCAAUGUCUCAAAGUAUCAAGCUGCCGGUGAAAUUGCUUCCAAGGUCAUGUCUACUGUGGUUGCUGCUGGUGUCGAAGGUGCUACUGUCCUUUCUCUCUGCACUCUUGGUGACUCUACUAUCCUGUCACUGCUCAAGACUGUCUAUACCGAAGACGAAAAAAUGAGCAAGGGUAUUGCUUUUCCUACCUGUGUUUGUCCUACUUCGAUUGUUUGUCAUCUAUCUCCUCUGGUCUCUGAUCCUGAAGCUACUAUCGCCUUGAAGAACGGAGAUAUGGUUCGUGUCGAGCUUGGUGUACAGAUCGAUGGCUAUAUUGCCCAGGCUGCCCACACAUUUGUUGUAGGCGCAACCAAGGAAAACCCUGUAGUGGGUCGUCAGGCCGAUGUCAUUCAGGCUGCAUAUUCUGCUGCAGAGCUUGCUGCUCGUUUGAUUAGACCUGGAAACGACAGUCGGAUGGUCACAGACUCCAUUUCAAAAAUUGCCAAGGAGUUUAACUGCACUGCCGUCGAAGGCAUGACCACCCAUCAGGUUCUUCGAAAUAUUCUUGAUGGUCCCAAACAGAUUGUUCUCAAUCCUCCAGAGACUUCCCGAAAGAACGCUUCCAAUGUUGUAUUUGAGGCGGGUGAGGUGUAUUCUAUUGAUAUCUUGGUCAAGUCGGGUGAAGGCAAAUCCAGACCUCUCGACACUCGCACAACUGUUUUUAAGCGUAGUCCCAACCAAACCUAUCAGCUCAAGAUGCAAACUUCUCGUAUUAUUUUCUCUGAAAUCCGCAGGAAUCAUGGCACCAUGGCAUUUUCGCUACGCAACUUUGAAAACGAGAAAAAGGCUCGUAUGGGUAUUUUAGAGUGUACAUCACACAAUCUAGUUACCCCUUAUCCAGUUCUCCAUGAAAAAAAUGACAUUGAUAACGCGCACUUUAUGUUUACUGUCUUGGUGUUGGAAUCUGAACAGAUUCAGACUGUAACUCUUCCUUGGGAUCAGGAACUGAUCAAGUCAGAAUGCAAAGUGGUUGAUCCUGAAUUGAUUGAGAUCUUGAGUCGGCCCGUCAAGACUGGUGCAGCCUCGGCUGAAUAAACUGAAUUGGAUGGAUAUCACUUU